AUGGACUUCAUGGAUACCAAGUACCCACAUGUUGACACAAUGAAGGCCCUUGGAAUCUUUGAAGAUGUGGAGCUAGUUCUCAAGAACAUGCACUUGGCCAAGCUUUUCUCUUAUCACAUGGAAUCCUACAAGGAGCUCACUUGCGAGUUCUUAGCUUCAAUGAGGUACCACAUGUAUGAAGAGGAAGAUAGAGCUGAUUUGGACCAAGGAUUGGGAUGGAUCACGUUCUUGGCUAAGGGAGAGAAGAGAAUGGUGACCUUUAGGCAGCUUGGAAAUCUUGUUUGGGUUCAACUAUGGAGAAGCUCAAAUCAGGAGCCCAGUCUUGAGAUAUGUGCACAAGGCACUUGCCAACACCUUCUUUGCAAGGAAGGCACCGGGACCAUCAACGAGGGGGAACUCAAGUUUCUUGACAUGGGAAUCAAGCCCCUUCUCUCACGCACAAGCGAUGGCAAGAGGAUAAGGGGAGAUAGAUCUGACACAGGGAACUUGAUGCCUUUCCUUGACCAUCUCCUUACCUACAAGAUCACAGCCUACAACACUAGACAUCAACGAGGGAGGCGCCUAAGUGUUGGAGGGCUCAUCACUCCUAUCUUGUGUGCUGCUGGAGUGAACCCAACUGAUAGGAGAGCCACUGAACCAGGUUGGAUGGACAUCAAGUUUUGCAAGACCAACCUUCUCAUUGAGCACAAGGAGUUGGAUGGGAGAUUCCAAUUCAAGUUCACACAUCCAUUGGUUGGAUCCUCCAAGUUCCUCCUACCUAACCCAGAGCUCACCACAGUAGUAAGGGGUGAGAACAUUGACUUCAGACCCCCUGUGUACACAUUAGUUGGGCAUGAGGAUGAUUCGCGAGAAGAGGAGCCUGAGCUCGAUCGAGCUGAGUCUCGAGCUGAGGAUCGAGCUGAGAUCGAGCUGAAGAUCAGGGCCAGGAAAGUGCGGAUUUGGGUGAGCCUGAGUGCUAUUACUUUGAGGAGUAUGAGGCUCCAAGGAUGA
Molecule: messenger RNA, 990 nt
Organism: Microthlaspi erraticum
Lineage: Eukaryota; Viridiplantae; Streptophyta; Magnoliopsida; Brassicales; Brassicaceae
Source: the annotation of a GenBank genome assembly